Panthera uncia (snow leopard) is the source of this 1431-nucleotide messenger RNA. RefSeq names its product olfactory receptor 8D2. Gene Ontology annotation, molecular function: G protein-coupled receptor activity; olfactory receptor activity; odorant binding. Gene Ontology annotation, cellular component: membrane. Gene Ontology annotation, biological process: G protein-coupled receptor signaling pathway; sensory perception of smell. The record is from RefSeq and is a predicted model, not a curated record. The transcript is spliced from 2 exons. Bases 1 to 984 code for a protein of 327 amino acids. Lineage: Eukaryota; Metazoa; Chordata; Mammalia; Carnivora; Felidae.
AUGGCUACUUCAAAUCAUUCGUCCAUGACUGACUUUAUCCUUGAAGGGUUAACAAAACACCCAGAGCUUCAGUUGCCACUCUUUAUACUGUUCCUUGGAAUAUACGUGGUCACAGUGGUGGGGAACCUGGGCAUGAUCCUCUUAAUUGCUAUCAGUUCUCAACUUCACUCUCCAAUGUAUUAUUUUCUCAGUCAUCUGUCAUUCAUUGAUCUCUGCUACUCCUCAGUCAUUACCCCAAAAAUGCUGGUGAACUUCAUAUCUGAGAAGAACAUUAUCUCCUUUUUGGCAUGCAUGACUCAGCUUUAUUUCUUCCUUGUUUUUGUAAUUGCAGAAGGCUACAUUCUGACUGCCAUGGCAUAUGACCGUUAUGUAGCCAUCUGUAGCCCCCUGCUUUACAAUAUUCUCAUGUCCCAUAGGGUCUGCUCCAUAAUGAUGGCUGUGGUAUAUUCACUGGGUUUGUUUGGGGCUACAGUCCAUACGACCCACAUGUCAGUAUUGUCCUUCUGUGGGUCUCAUGUUGUUAGGCAUUAUUUUUGUGAUAUUCUCCCCUUGUUGACUCUCUCUUGCUCCAGCACCCACAUCAAUGAGGUACUGCUGUUUAUUAUUGGAGGAGUUAAUACCUUAGUACCUACACUGGCUGUACUCCUCUCUUAUGCUUUCAUCCUUUCGAGCAUCCUCCAUAUUCACUCUGCUGAGGGACGGUCCAAAGCCUUUGGCACCUGUAGCUCUCAUCUCAUGGCUGUGGGUAUCUUUUUUGGAUCUAUCACAUUCAUGUAUUUCAAACCCCCUUCUAGCAAUACUAUGGAACAGAAGAAGGUGUCCUCAGUGUUUUACACCACGGUGAUCCCCAUGCUGAAUCCCAUGAUCUACAGCCUGAGGAACAAAGAUGUGAAAGACGCACUGAGAAAGUCUGUCAGUCAGAAUAGAAGGAGAGAUAAAGGUCUUCCCAAACAAACAAAAACUGAAGGAAUUCAUCACCACUAAACCAGCCCUACAAGAGAUCCUAAGGGGGAUCCUGUGAGACAAAGUACCAGAGACAUCGCUACAAGCAUAAAACAUACAGACAUCACAAUGACUCUAAACCCGUAUCUUUCUAUAAUAACACUGAAUGUAAAUGGAUUAAAUGCGCCAACCAAAAGACAUAGGGUAUCAGAAUGGAUAAAAAAACAAGACCCAUCUAUUUGCUGUCUACAAGAGACUCAUUUUAGACCUGAGGACACCUUUAGAUUGAGAGUGAGGGGAUGGAGAACUAUUUAUCAUGCUACUGGAAGCCAAAAGAAAGCUGGAGUAGCCAUACUUAUAUCAGACAAACUAGACUUUAAAUUAAAGGCUGUAACAAGAGAUGAAGAAGGGCAUUAUAUAAUAAUUACAGGGUCUAUCCAUCAGGAAGAGCUAACAAUUAUAAAUGUCUAUGCGCCGAAUACCAGAGCC